This is a messenger RNA of Stegostoma tigrinum, 844 nucleotides long. RefSeq names its product cAMP responsive element binding protein-like 2 (gene crebl2). The transcript has 4 exons. Gene Ontology annotation, cellular component: nucleus. The record is from RefSeq and is a predicted model, not a curated record. Gene Ontology annotation, biological process: regulation of DNA-templated transcription. NCBI's taxonomy places the organism in Eukaryota, Metazoa, Chordata, Chondrichthyes, Orectolobiformes, Stegostomatidae. Gene Ontology annotation, molecular function: DNA-binding transcription factor activity. Bases 195 to 554 code for a protein of 119 amino acids.
CACACAUGCGCAUUAAGGUGUGGUGUUUGUGUUCUUGCAGUGGCUGCGAGUGAUUAGGACAGAGCAAGGCCCAGAGCCGGGGCCUCUCCUACCGACCGGGGGCCCAGAGCUGGGGCCUCUCCUGCUGACCGGGGGCCCGGGGCCUCUCCUGCUGACCGGGGCUGGGUCUGCUGUCCCAGGUUGAUCGGUCCAGAAUGGAUGACAGCAAAGUGGUGGGAGGUAAAGUGAAGAAACCUGGAAAGCGAGGGCGUAAACCUGCUAAAAUAGAUUUAAAGGCGAAGCUUGAGAGAAGUCGCCAGAGUGCCAGAGAGUGCAGAGCAAGAAAAAAGUUGCGUUAUCAGUACUUGGAAGAGCUUGUGUCUAGAAGAGAGAGAGCCAUCUGUGCUCUGAGGGAAGAGCUAGAGAUGUACAAGCAAUGGUGCACAGCAAUGGACCAGGGAAAAAUACCGUCAGAAAUAAAAGCGCUACUCACAGGGGAUGAACAAAGUAAAGCACAGCAGACUGUGAGUAAACAAGGAAAAGCAAGAACUGAAGGAAGUGCCAAUUUGGCCUAAUAAUGCUGACCUUCUGUUACUUGGAAUUGAUGAAGAAAUGAUCAAGCCAAAGUCUGUAUUUGUUAGUGCAAGCGAUAUUGUGAAAUACUGGUGACAAACCAGAGAAAAAAGCUAAAAUCAUUCUCAACUGCAUCCUUUGGCAAAGUUCAAAAUUUAUUCUGAGCAAAUGUGGAAUAAUAUUUUAUGAACUCAAUUUUUGAGUGUCUAAUCAUGCUGUAUAUCUGUAAGUAAUGUAAAUUGAAUGUGGGUUACUUUUUAUAAUUUUUAAUGUAAAAAAAAACAAAAUAAAA